CUGAUGACGGUGCUUAUCUACGUGGUCACCCUGGAAAAGCCCCGAAUGCACGUGGAUACGUGCAGGAGCGACGACUGUGCUGCCUUUGGUGAAGAGCUGCACGCUGCCAUCAAUUGGUCGAUCGACCCGUGCCAAGAUUUCCACGCCUUCGUGUGUGGUGGUUGGGAUGACCCUCGGCGCCAAACGACGACCGAAUCACGAAUGGUAGCCGCCGCCUUAGAUCUGGCGAUCGAGGAAGUCAAAGCUGACCUUGCGAGGCAAGGCAACGCACCGCAGCAGCGCAGCAAGGCCGCGCAGUUCUUUGAGAGCUGCGUCAUCGCCGGAACGCAGAAGAUGCACAACCUGAAAGAGUUCGCUGAUUUUCGGCGCUCCCUGGGGCUCUUAUGGCCCGAGCACAAUCCAGGCGACGCGACCCAUCCUCUCGACGUCAUGAUCAAUCUAGCGCUGAACUGGGAAAUGAACUUCCUCUUUGACCUCGGUUCUGUCGCCACGCGCGAGUCUAUCGCUCUGCUUGUCUCGCGCGGUCGCAUGGACGCUGUGUGGGAGGAGAAGCUGCGUGGUGCCAGCAUGAUCGAAGCGUACGAAAAUUACGUGAAUGCUUACUACGACGUUCUCAAAGUGAAUGGUUCGCAAAUUGGCUUGACAGCAGACGAACUCCUCGAUAUAGAGAAAACCAUCCUCAAGGCGAAGUAUGAGUUCCUGCAUGGCCCAUCUCGCCAAGACUGGUUCCAAGUGAGCGCCCUAGAUGGAAAGACACCGUCCGUACCGGCGGGACUGUGGCUCACUCUUCUAAAGAAGCACGACAAGCAGUACAACUGGGCGGGCGAGGACACCGUGAUAGUUGAGGACGUCAAGAUACUGGAGAACCUGGACCACCUUGCUGAAGGCACUGGGCCACGGCAAGUUCAUCAUCGGAAUGUCGUGGAUAUUCAUUCAGACGCACCUCUGGGCGGUUUAUGGGGCACCAUCGCUCCGAUUCAGUGGCACGCAGGAAGAACUGAUACAUGA
This is a messenger RNA of Rhipicephalus sanguineus (brown dog tick), 1008 nucleotides long. Its product is annotated as neprilysin-1. Gene Ontology annotation, cellular component: plasma membrane. NCBI's taxonomy places the organism in Eukaryota, Metazoa, Arthropoda, Arachnida, Ixodida, Ixodidae. Bases 4 to 1008 code for a protein of 334 amino acids. Gene Ontology annotation, biological process: protein processing. The record is from RefSeq and is a predicted model, not a curated record. The transcript has a single exon. Gene Ontology annotation, molecular function: metalloendopeptidase activity.